AUGGAUAGCUUUUUUUCGAUGACUCAAGACAGCGCCAACUCUCUGCACAUAGUUGGGGAACCGACCUUUGAGGGUCUUGCCCGCUACAUUGAGCAGAACAACGUGACAAAGAUUCUCGUCAUGGCUGGCGCCGGCAUAAGUGUCGCGGCGGGAAUCCCUGACUUUCGUAGCCCCCACACAGGCAUCUACGCAAACCUUGGGAAGUACAACCUCAACUCCCCGACAGAUGCCUUUUCACUGACACUAUUAAGAGAGCGUCCAGAUGUCUUCUACAAUAUUGUGCGCGAGAUGGACCUUUGGCCGGGCCAUUUCUGGCCAACGCUUGUACACUAUUUCAUCAAGCUGUUAGCGGAUGAGGGACGCCUGCUGCGAUGCUGCACACAGAACAUUGACGGCUUGGAACGGGCUUGCGGGCUGCCCAAGUCACUGCUGGUGGAGGCACAUGGGUCCUUUUCAACUGCCUCCUGUAUUGGAUGUCGUUCUCCGUACGACAUUGACUUAGUAAGCCAUGAGUGCCGGCAGGGCAAAGUGCCCUACUGUGACAAAUGUGGGGGUGUGGUGAAGCCGGACGUUGUCUUUUUUGGUGAAAGCCUACCCGAUUCGUUUUUUGACCUUUUUGACGACUUGCCGAAGGUGGAGCUACUGCUUAUCAUGGGAACCUCACUUCAGGUUCACCCUUUUGCGGGCCUUGCGGUCGGUGUGCGCCCCGAUGUGCCACGGGUGCUGUUCAACUUGGAGCGUGUUGGUGACAUCAUGUUUCGCUUUCCCACGGACGAGCCAAGUCUGCGGCCACUAAGCAGAAACCACAGCGGCAGCAUUCACUCCAGCAGUAGUAGCGAGGGUUACGGUCAGUACGCGCAACACGCCGCAGAUACCGAGGGGAUUUGCCGCGAUAUAUUCUUCCCCGGCGACUGCCAGCAGACAGUGCGGUGUCUGGCUGAGGCGAUGGGACUUGGCGAACGGUUGGCAGCAGCUGUGAGUGAGGGGGAGAAGAAACGUGAGAGUUAUGUUGCACCGUAA
Messenger RNA from Trypanosoma rangeli, 1020 nucleotides. RefSeq names its product silent information regulator 2. The transcript has a single exon. The record is from RefSeq and is a predicted model, not a curated record. The coding region runs from base 1 to 1020 and encodes 339 amino acids. Gene Ontology annotation, molecular function: histone deacetylase activity, NAD-dependent; NAD+ binding. Lineage: Eukaryota; Euglenozoa; Kinetoplastea; Trypanosomatida; Trypanosomatidae.